Molecule: messenger RNA, 482 nt
Organism: Capsicum annuum
Lineage: Eukaryota; Viridiplantae; Streptophyta; Magnoliopsida; Solanales; Solanaceae
Product: secreted RxLR effector protein 161-like
Exons: 2
Source: RefSeq, a predicted model, not a curated record
AUGCAGCAUUGCAAUCCAACCAACAUUCCAGUUGAGUUUGGCUUGAAACUAACCAAAGCUGGGAGCGGAAAGAAGACGGAUAGCACUUUUUACAAGAAAAUUGUGGGUAGUCUAAUGUACCUAACUGCUACAAGACCAGACAUCAUGAAUGGAGAAAAGGCAGAUUUGAUUGGCUUUACUGAUAGCGAUUAUGCAGGAGAUCAAGAUGGUAGAAAGAGCACUUCAGGUUAUGUCUUUAUACUAGGCACAGGGGCUGUAUCGUGGUCUUCCAAAAAGCAAACAGUUGUCACAUUAUCAAGCACAGAAGCUGAAUUUGUAGCUUCUAUAGCUUGUGCCUGUCAAGCUAUUUGGCUUUGGAGAAUCCUUAAAGAGUUGCAAUUCAAGAUGGAAAGUGCUACUAUGAUAUUUUGUGACAACAAUUCUUCAAUCAAGUUGUCAAAGAAUCCUGUGAACCAUGGAAGAAGCAAUCACAUUGAUGUGAA